UUCUUUUUCUUUUUUUUUUUUUUUUUUGUUUGUUUGUUUGAUGACUGAAUUACCCAAAUGGCAACUUACACUUGUAUUUUUAUGUCGUUUUGCAGAACCGGUUAGCUUUUCAGUGCACUUGCCAUUUAUUUACUUUAUGGUAAGAGACUUCCAUGUUACUGAAGUAGAAGCAGACUUGGGUUAUUAUAUUGGAUUACUUACAACAGCAUUUGGUAUAGCUCAAUUUAUUUCAGCUAUUCCUUGGGGUUUACUUUCUGAUCGUAUCGGUCGAAAGCCAGUCAUUAUGAUUGGACUCACAAGUACUAUUGUAUCUAUGGUUUUAUUUGGUUUAUCUCCUUCUUAUGCCUUCGCUUUGACUCUCAAAAUUAUAUGUGGAUUGAUGGAUGGAAAUAUUGGUAUUUUGAAAAGUAUGAUUCAAGAAAUGACCACAACUUGCAGCGAAGAACAAAGAGCUCGUGCUUUUUCCUUUUUACAAGUGACAUUCGGUAUUGGUACAUCAGUGGGUGUCAUGUUAGGGGGAUUCUUAUACAACCCUGUGGUUUUAUUCCCUGAUCUUUUUGAAGACUACCAAUGGAUCAAACACUUCUUGCUGGUCAAUCCUGCCUUUCUCCCAUGUUUUGUAGCUUCAUGUAUUUCCCUGGUUGGUUUGAUACUAGCUGCAUUUUUUCUGGAAGAAACUCUUGUCAUCACUAAAAAACCUCUUAAGGAUCAAGAAACAACUCCUUUAUUAUCUCAAUUAACAUCAUCCAAACCUGGUUCAAACUCAAAUGAUUAUUCUACAUUUGAAACAACAGCAUCAUCAUCAUUAGCAACAACGACAACGGUUGGAAUCGGAUCACCAUGGAUCGAUAUCUCCAAAAAGAUGAAAAAGACCCUCACUCAGUCUGUCCUUUUGAUAUGCGCUACUUACGGUUUGAUUGCAUUUCAAAAUGUUUUCUAUGAUGCCCUUUUUAUUGUUUGGUCGGUAUAUGAUUAUCAGCAAGGAGGUAUAGGACUUAACAAUUCACAAAUGGCUUUGAUCCUGGCAGCAUCUGGGCUCAUCACGCUGGUAACGCAACUAGUAUUCUUCCAUAAAUUGGUUCGAUAUUUUGGCACCUUACGAAUUCUUUAUUGGUCACUUUUACUUAGUAUUGUAGUUUUCUUUGGACAAGGAUUUACUCGGCUACUUUAUUAUUUGCCUAUUAAUAUUACAAUGAUUGGAUCAGAUGACAGCAGUAGCAAGUUGACUUGGAUUGUUUGGUGUGUGACCUUGGCGGAAAUGGCAAUCAAGACUGUAUGUCAGACGGUAAUGAUGACCAGUUCUGUAAUGUUGAUCAAUAAUGUGGCUCCUACUGCUGAUUCUCUUGGUACUAUCAAUGGUUUUUCUCUUUGUGUGUCAUCAUUAAUGCGCGCUAUUGGUCCCACAAUUUCUGGUAUUAUAUGGUCAAUAUCUUUAACUAAUCCAAGCAUACCUUCAUCAAUACGACCUUAUAUGAUUUGGUGUAUUCUUUCAAUCAUUGCCCUCGGUACAUUUAUGCUAUUUAGACAAUUUAAACAUCAAUUUAAUCAAUCAACCAACAUCAACAUUUGUGGAUGAUCGAAAGAUGACUAUCAAGAACGAAACAGGUGAUUAGGACUCUCUAACUUUACUCUCCACAACGCAAUCAUGACUUCUCUUUUUGGUUUUUUUUUUGAUUUUUUACUUUUCCCCUUCUCCUCCCCCCAUUUCUUUUUUUCUUUUGUAUUUGAUUGCUUCGCGAAGCUUCCAUUGGUCUACAAUAGAUAUAGAUGAUUAGUUUUAUUUUUAGAUUUGGAUAUUUUACUGGAAUUUAGGUCAUUCUGGAAAACGGUGACGAUGUCUUUAAUAGAAAAAAAAAGAAAGAAAGAAAACAAUAUUGACGACGCAAGACGAUUAUGGUUUAUAUUUUAUUUUAUCUGAACAUAACAAAAUAAGUAAAUAAUACAAGAGGGAAUAUAUGAG
Molecule: messenger RNA, 1960 nt
Organism: Halteromyces radiatus
Lineage: Eukaryota; Fungi; Mucoromycota; Mucoromycetes; Mucorales; Cunninghamellaceae
Product: major facilitator superfamily domain-containing protein
Exons: 9
Coding region: 41-1576 (511 amino acids)
Biological process (GO): transmembrane transport
Molecular function (GO): transmembrane transporter activity
Source: RefSeq, a predicted model, not a curated record